Fragaria vesca subsp. vesca is the source of this 1438-nucleotide messenger RNA. Its product is annotated as calcineurin B-like protein 10-like. Gene Ontology annotation, molecular function: kinase binding; calcium ion binding. Gene Ontology annotation, biological process: calcium-mediated signaling. Bases 31 to 864 code for a protein of 277 amino acids. The record is from RefSeq and is a predicted model, not a curated record. Lineage: Eukaryota; Viridiplantae; Streptophyta; Magnoliopsida; Rosales; Rosaceae. The transcript has 9 exons.
UAUAGAUUUAUUGAUUGCUUCGAUUCUCUAAUGACGACGCCGACGAUCACCACCGAGAGGCAGCGAGCUCUUCUCCUCCGCGAUCUUCUUUUGCGUCGCGACAUGAACGCCCGGCUCAGCUUUCUGAAUUCGAGCUCGAGCUCGCUCCAUAUCGGCGAGAAGCUCUGCGCCAUGUGCAUUCCGGUGGUUGGUCUUAUUGAGGCUUUCAUCUUCAGCUUAGCUGGUUGCUUCCAACACCAUCGUCCACGUCAUCCGCAGCCAGCCGCUCUCACCUACGACGAUCUCGUUCGCCUCGCUGCCACCUCCCCAUUUAGUGUGAAUGAGGUGGAAGCUUUGCGGGAAUUGUUUAACAAGUUGAGUAGUUCGAUUCUGGAUGAUGGUUUAAUUCACAAGGAGGAGCUUAGGUUGGCUCUUGUCCAAACUCAAGCAGGCGAAAAUCUUUUUCUUGAUAGAGUAUUUGAUGCUUUUGAUGAAAAGAAAAAUGGUGUCAUUGAAUUUGAGGAGUUUAUCCAUGCAUUAAGUGUAUUUCAUCCCUGCACUCCUCUUGAAGAGAAGAUUGAUUUUGCAUUCAGGUUGUAUGAUUUGAGACAGACUGGAUACAUUGAGCGGGAAGAAGUUAAGCAAAUGGUAGUUGCCACUUUGUUGGAAUCCGGCAUACAAGUGCCAGAUGAAACUGUCGAAGCUAUUGUGGACAAGACAUUUCAAGAUGCUGAUGCCGAUAGAGAUGACAAAAUAAGCAACGAUGAGUGGAAGGCUUUUGUAUUUCAGCACCCCACACUCCUAAAGAAUAUGACACUUCCAUAUUUAAAGGACAUCACCACAGUCUUCCCAAGUUUUAUUUUCAACACUGAAGUCGAGGACUGAAAUGAUUGCAAGUUAAGCUAUGCCUAUGAUUACAUGCCUGGAUGCUGAAACCAGAUGCUGUGUUGCAUUGUAGGAUAUUUUCGAGAUUGUCAGAUUGAGCUAUCAAAAGAGCUGUGUUGACCUGAUUUGUACUGCAUUGAAGGUUCCCAUGUACAAUGGAACACGUCAUUGUGGGAUUGAGCAAGCGAAACCAUCCACAACCUUAGCAAGUGGUAAUAUACUGCUUCCCUACUCCAGAAUGUUUCAGUUUUUUGCCUAAUUCUCAACCUCUGUUUGUGCACAUUGAUCAAAAUCAGUGUAAAUUCUUUGACCAGUGUAUUUCAGUUCUUGAACUGGAUCUGAUUGACUGGUUGAUUGAACAUGUAAUCUGUUAGAUUCAUUUACUAAUAAGGUGACUGAAUGAGACACAAUUGUAGAACAAUUGAAAGGGAUUGUGAAGAAACAUAUCGUACUGAUCAUUUUCGAUAGUGCACCACCACCAACUUCUCCUUGAUAGCCCUCAUUCUGUACAAGCCCUUUUAACUCUCAGUUACCUAUUGUUGUAAAAUCAGAACAUUCACCCGAAAGAGGGGGG